Meleagris gallopavo (turkey) is the source of this 1073-nucleotide messenger RNA. Lineage: Eukaryota; Metazoa; Chordata; Aves; Galliformes; Phasianidae. The record is from RefSeq and is a predicted model, not a curated record.
AUGAAAGGAUUGGGCUCACAGCCAAGUCGAAAAGAACUUGAGGGUAUUGGUGGAUGGCAAGCUGGAUAUGAGCCAGCCCAGAAAGCCAAAUAUAUCCUGAUCUGCAUCAAAAGAAGCGUGGCCAACAGAUCAACAGUGGUGAUACCGCUCUUAUUCUCUGUGCUGGUGAGGUCACACCUGGAGAUGCAUACAGAUGUGGAGUCAUCAGGGCAGGAGAGACAUGGACCUGUUGUUGUGUGCAGCUUAGACAUCGAUGGUUUUCUUUCCAUGUCCAUAUUUGUCUCUAGUGAAAACUGGGUUAUGUCCAAAAUUAAUCUCCGAGCCACUGAUGUGAAACUUAUGCGACAGCUACUCAUCAUCAAUGAAAGUAUUGAAUCAAUCAAGUGGAUGAUUGAAGAGAAGGGCAUUGCCAGCAGAGGGAGCAGUUUGAGUGGCAGCCUGUGCAGCUUAUUGGAAAGUCAGGACACAUCCUUCCAUGGCAGCUGUAGCAGUUUACAGGACUGUAGUGAUGGUCUGGAUGGAAUAUCAGUGGGAAGUUACUUGGACACUUUAGUUGAUGAUGUUCCUGGUCACCAAACACCUUCUGAUGUAGACCAGUUCAGUGAUUCUUCUAUUAUGGAAGACUCACAUAAGCAUCCCAAAAUUGAUUCAGAUGAGUACUACUGUUUUGGUUAAUAAAAAAAAGUUCCAGUGGGACAUUCAUGCACUUGUAUUUAUCCUUUUUCUUUGCUGCUAUUUUAUUUCACAUGCAAAAAACCCAAACUUCUCUUGGAAGAAAAAUAUACUGUGAUAUUUUGAUUCCACUUCUGAACUAUUUUGUUUAUUCUAACACAUUUCCUCCUCAAAAAAUUGUCUGCCCCUCUCCUCCUCGCCUUUUCUUUCUUUUAAUUUAUUGUUGCAAUUUUUCUUUUUGUUGCUUUUUUUUUUUUUCUUCAUUACUAUAUUCACAAGUCUUUAAAAGCGGUGAAGGAGAAGCUUUAUCUUUAAAAUGAGACUUCAGGGAAUGACAGCAUCAAUUUUGUACUCGUUGGCAAUAAAAUACCUUCUGAUAAGUAAAAAUUGUGGACAUUUUU